This is a messenger RNA of Triplophysa rosa, 1947 nucleotides long. It is a transcript of the gene ahcy, whose product is annotated as adenosylhomocysteinase. Gene Ontology annotation, biological process: L-methionine cycle. The transcript has 10 exons. Gene Ontology annotation, cellular component: cytosol. Gene Ontology annotation, molecular function: adenosylhomocysteinase activity. NCBI's taxonomy places the organism in Eukaryota, Metazoa, Chordata, Actinopteri, Cypriniformes, Nemacheilidae. The record is from RefSeq and is a predicted model, not a curated record. Bases 108 to 1409 code for a protein of 433 amino acids.
CACUUAUAUUCAAGUUCACGUUACAGUUAUUUCCCUUCUGCACCCAGGUCCCCAGCCCGACUCCUGACAGACCCGUAUCAGUCCCAGUCAACGACAGCACAUUAAAAAUGUCCGAGAAGCUUCCGUUCAAAGUUGCUGAUAUCAGCUUGGCCGAAUGGGGACGCAAAUCCAUCGAAAUAGCCGAGAAUGAGAUGCCCGGUCUGAUGAAAAUGAGGGAGCUUUACAGCCAGUCCAAACCCCUGAAAGGCGCACGGAUCGCGGGCUGCCUUCACAUGACCCUUCAGACCGCCGUGCUCAUUGAAACCCUUAUUGCCCUGGGAGCUGAGGUCCAGUGGUCCAGCUGUAACAUAUUCUCCACCCAGGAUCACGCAGCGUCUGCCAUUGCGAAAGCCGGCAUUCCAGUGUAUGCCUGGAAGGGAGAAACUGAUGAGGAAUAUGUGUGGUGUAUUGAACAGACCAUCUACUUCAAAGACGGUCAGCCCCUUAACAUGAUCCUCGAUGAUGGUGGUGAUCUGACCAAUCUGGUGCACCAGAAAUAUCCCAAACUGCUUGCAGGAAUCAAGGGCGUCUCUGAGGAGACCACGACAGGAGUUCACAACCUCUACAAGAUGUUGAAGAAAGGAGAACUCAAAGUUCCAGCCAUCAAUGUCAACGACUCUGUUACCAAGAGUAAGUUUGACAACUUGUACGGCUGCCGCGAGUCUUUGAUUGACGGCAUCAAGAGAGCCACGGAUGUGAUGAUCGCGGGGAAGGUGGCGGUGGUCGCGGGCUACGGCGAUGUCGGUAAAGGGUGCGUUCAGGCUCUUCGGGGAUUUGGCGCCCGUGUCAUCGUCACUGAGAUCGAUCCCAUCAACGCUCUUCAGGCGGCCAUGGAGGGCUAUGAGGUGACCACCAUGGAUGAGGCCUGCAAGGAGGGCAACAUCUUUGUGACAACCACUGGCUGUGAGGACAUUCUCCUUGGCAGACACUUUGAGCAAAUGAAGGAUGACUCCAUCGUCUGCAACAUUGGACACUUCGACUGCGAGAUCGAUGUGAAAUGGCUCAAUGACAACGCAGCCGAGAAGGUCAACAUUAAAGCUCAGGUCGAUCGUUACCGUAUGAAAAACGGCCGUCACAUUAUUGUUCUGGCUGAGGGACGUCUGGUGAACCUGGGCUGUGCCAUGGGCCAUCCGAGCUUCGUAAUGAGCAACUCGUUCACCAAUCAGGUCCUUGCCCAGAUUGAGCUGUGGACCAACACCAGCAAAUACCCACUGGGUGUCUACUUCCUGCCUAAGAAGCUGGACGAACAGGUCGCCGCGGCCCACUUGGACAAACUCGGCGUCAAGCUGACCAAACUCACAGAGAAGCAAGCCAAAUACCUGGGUCUGCCGCACGAGGGUCCCUUCAAACCUGACCACUAUCGCUACUGAGUAGCUUUGACCAAUCACGGCUUUAUCUGCGGGUGGGGAAGAGACCACACAAUCGCUCCUGUACCAAAUCACGACAAUUGUGCCAGUUACCAGUGCGGCUACAAUAGUGCUUUAAUUGUGUCUCUCGCUCUCACUGUGAGCCUCUGUGAGUUUGCAAACGCCAUUUCUUUCCUCAGCGAUAUCAAAAGUGCAGCCCUGAACAUACGGUGUUGUUUGCAUUCCCUGUUUUACUAAACGGUUAAUAAAAAAGCUAAAUCCUGCCGCUAGGCAUGUCAUUAAGUAACAUCAUUAUACGCAGAGCUUGUUACCCUGAACAACAAAUUCACAUGCUGGGUCCUUUUUUCAGAAGCGAUUCCAGUAACUCUAUGAACGGAGACGCUCUUUUGGUCAUGCAUACUUUUGUAAACCCGCUAAAAGAUGGAAAACAGUGUAGUUGUUUCACUAUUAGCAAGCUGUGUGAUUGAGCGGGUCUGGGUCUUUAUUCUUGUUACAUCUCCUCACGUAAGACCUGGUGAAAUAAAUGUGGUACUUCAUUUCA